GGUAACCUAAUGUUGGACCCUUGUCUUUAACCCUUUCUCCUUCUUCCCAAAAACUGAUAAUUCCUUUAGAAAAAGCAUCUUAGUCUUAUUCUUUCUCUCUUUAAAGAAAGAUAGAAAGAAGCCUAGCUAGUUUGAAAGAGACUAAUUAAUAUUUACACUUAGCUAGCCACCACCAUAGCUUAUAUGCUUGUUUAGAUCAUUCAUAAUCUUACCUUAUUUUGUACCUUUUAAUUUGUAUUAAGAAGAAAAAAGAAGAAUGGGAAGGCCACCAUGUUGUGAUAAAAUAGGGGUGAAGAAAGGUCCUUGGACUCCUGAAGAAGAUAUAAUUUUAGUCUCUUAUAUUCAAGAACAUGGUCCUGGUAAUUGGAGAGCUGUUCCUACUAAUACUGGAUUACGUAGAUGCAGUAAGAGUUGCAGGCUUAGAUGGACUAAUUAUCUUCGUCCUGGUAUUAAGAGAGGCAAUUUUACUGAGAAAGAGGAAAAAAUGAUUAUCCACCUUCAAGCUCUUUUGGGCAAUAGGUGGGCUGCCAUAGCAUCAUAUCUCCCACAAAGAACAGACAAUGAUAUAAAGAAUUACUGGAAUACCCAUCUCAAAAAGAAGCUAAAGAAGCUUGAAGAAGGGCAAGAUGGUCAAAACACAUCUUCCCAAGAAGGGUUUUCUUCAAACUCAACUUCUUCAACCUCUUCUUCUCAUAACUCCAAUAAAGGACAAUGGGAAAGAAGGCUUCAAACUGAUAUCAAUAUGGCCAAACAAGCCCUUUGUGAAGCCUUAUCAAUUGAAAAACCAGAUCUUGUACCGGGCCCUAGUCCGGGCCCAAGCCUGAACCCAAACCCGGCCCUAUAUGCAUCAAGUGCAGAAAACAUAGCCCGAUUGCUAGAAAACUGGAUGACCCGAAAGCCCAAUUCAAAUGGGUCAUUUUCUUCAACCCUACAAUCAACUCAAAAUAAUAAUAGUAGUAAUAAGAAAUGGAAUUGUUCAGAUAAUAAUGAAUUUAAGUCACUAUUAAGCUUCAACUCGAAUUCGAACUCGAACUCGAACUCAAACUCGUCUAUAACCACCACCGACGCCUCGCUGCAGUCAGCGUCGAUGGCGGCUGCUGAGGCGGAGGAGCAGAAAUUGCCAUUGUCUCUCUUAGAGAAAUGGUUGUUUGAAGAUGGUGUUAUUAAUCAAGAUCAAGUAAACAUGAUGGAUAUGUCUUUGGAUGCUGAAAAUGCUGAUGAUCUCUUUUAGACGGGUUGAUUUUGAAGGUUAAGUGGCUUAAUUGUUAGUGUUUUGAUUAAGAUUAAAUUAAGUUAAAUAUUGCUAAUGCAAAAAAAUGUGAUCAAACAAGUGUAAAUUUAAGAUAAUUAUAUUAUUAUUAGUGUAGUUAAUAGUUUGCAGUUAUGAUAUCAUUAUAUGAUAUCUGAUAGAUAUCCGAUAGAGUAUAUAAUAUGUCAUGAGAUUUCAACCAUUAAAAUAAAUUUUGGUUGAGAUGAUUUUAUGAGAUAAUAUCUACUCUAUGAAUAACCAUGCAUGAUCAACAACAAAAUGUAAUAUACAAAUAUAAAAUGAUGUCUAUUAUGUCUUUUGAGAUAAAAAUAAGAGUAUUUAAUGUAAUGUUUCUUCUA
This is a messenger RNA of Amaranthus tricolor (Joseph's coat), 1608 nucleotides long. Its product is annotated as myb-related protein 306-like. Bases 257 to 1231 code for a protein of 324 amino acids. The transcript has 3 exons. The record is from RefSeq and is a predicted model, not a curated record. NCBI's taxonomy places the organism in Eukaryota, Viridiplantae, Streptophyta, Magnoliopsida, Caryophyllales, Amaranthaceae.